AUGUCAGAAUCCCCAACUUCACCUGCUGAAAUAACAAGAAGCUCUUCGCCUGAUAAAAGCAGUCAACAGGAUUGUCAAAUCGAAGACGAAAACCCUCCCGGCAACCAGAAGACUCAGAGACGUUCAAAAGCCAUCGAUUUGAUACGCGCCCGAACGGUCGUCCGCAUGUCUCCACCCGCGUCUGCAGAGAACUCCCCCGUGAAGACGGAGUCGCCAGGACGAUCCCCAGAGAUAUCUCCAACAAAGUCACCCGGUAAAUGUCCAGGAAGUCCCCCACAAAGGCCAACGCACGGGUCUGUGCCGAAGUCGCCUAGCAAGUCGCCGAAGAAGCAACCGGGGAGGUCGCCAAAAGCGUCACCAGCCCGGAAGAACAUGCAGCCACAAUCUCCCGCUCUACAUGGACAACCUGUUCAGCUAUACAAGAACCCUGUUCCCGCCCUGGGACCGUCUCUCAUGCCGAAGCCUCAGAGAGAGCAGAGCUCUGCAUCCUUAAGCAGCGAAGCGGGCUAUCAGUAUUUUGGCGGCAAUUAUACAUAUCCGUACAUGUUGAACACACAGCUUUUCCCCGAACAGGAUGCUGUCAGUACAGUUCAGCCCGCUUCGUAUAUUGCUCCUGUUUAUACCGGAGGAACGACUAUGGCGCAAAGCCCAGUCCUCCAAUUCGAACAGGUCUUCCCUCCCACUCAGCUUCGAAGUGCCCACAGCAGCCUCGCGUCGUUUGAAGCGGAGUGGAGGGCGAAUCCAGAAUCAUUUGUCACGACCUCAAGCGGGGAAGACGCUGGAGCGGUAGCUGAGCAGUCUAAUACUAUUCGCACGGGAGAGGACAAUAUAUCGUUUCCAGACUCUCGAAAUCUUGCAGUUACCUCACCAGAAACAAGCAGCACAACCGAACGAAGCGAAGCGCAAGACACCCAACCUCAACCUCUCCCAAACCCGAUCCCGCGCAGAAACACACUUUCCACAAAAACCAAACCCAAGUUAUCCCCCAUUCAAGAAAUCUCCCGACAGGACACUCUGUCUCCAAAAUCCGAAACCUCCUCAACAGGCAUAACAACAGAUCCCCCAUCACCCGCUAGAUCCAUCGACUCGUCCCAAUUUUUCAAAAACACUUCAUCAAUAAGCACGCAGUCCAGUCCCACAUCCAGCGCAGCAACAACCACAACAACAGCCACCACGAUAACCCGCAAACAGAACCCCCCCGACUUCUUCUACCAACUUGACAGCCACGGUUUCCCCUGUGCCACCAGCACAUGCGAUAACCGCUGCAACCUCUGGGACGGCACGAGCGUAAUUUGUCCUAAAUGCGGACCCUACUCUGAGAUCCGGUACUGCUCAAAGGCCCAUUUACUGGAGGACGUCAAGUGGCACUGGGCGUAUUGCGGGAUGAUGGCGUUUGAGCAUCCGUGUAAAGAGAACAGUAUUCCGAGGGAGAUCCGCGUGGACAUGCCGUGUUUGAUUCCGUGUGUGCAUGGGUAUGAUACGCCAGAGAGACAUCGACAGGCUGUUUAUUUUAAUGUCUGUGGUGCGCAGGGGGAUUAUUUUAUCUUUUCGGAUUGGGGUGAUUUGAUGGAGGCUGGUGGGAGGUCUGAUGGGAUGGCGGCGCGGUGCUCGUCGAGGGUUAUUUGCACUGUUACCUUUGAGGAUCCAGUCGAGAAAGAUCGAUUUCGUCGUGUCCUCGCGGCCUGUCUUUUCCUAACAAUCGAAGUCCCCGAUCUAGCAGACUACCUCUUCCGCCUAAUCCGCAACAACCUCCGCACAAAAUCCCUCUGGUCCAAAACCCUCCACCAGUCCCUAAUCCACCAACUAUCCCAAGAACUCUCCAUCCAAACCCAACCGCACAUCACCGGCGAGCGCCACGCCUGUCCAACAGACUGGGACGGAUGCAGCCGGCGCGCUUGUAAAGAUGUUGUUUGUCAGGGCGAGUAUUGGAGGUUGCUUGGGAAGUUAGGGGGGAUGGGGUUUGGACGGUUGCUAGAGCAUUUGGAGGCAGGGUAUUGGGUGCUUAGGGUUGCGAGGACUACGCAUCCGGGGGUUAGGGUGGUGGAAGAGAGAAUGAGGGGGGAGGGGUUUGAGGGGGUGUUGGAGGAGGAUAGGAGGGUUUUUCGGAGGGGGGUUGGGUGGGAUGGAGUUGGGAGUGGGUGUAUGGAGAUUGAGGGGGUUAAUGUUUGA
Aspergillus glaucus CBS 516.65 is the source of this 2169-nucleotide messenger RNA. RefSeq lists its product as uncharacterized. The transcript is spliced from 3 exons. Bases 1 to 2169 code for a protein of 722 amino acids. The record is from RefSeq and is a predicted model, not a curated record. Lineage: Eukaryota; Fungi; Ascomycota; Eurotiomycetes; Eurotiales; Aspergillaceae.